This is a messenger RNA of Vigna angularis (adzuki bean), 975 nucleotides long. RefSeq names its product TMV resistance protein N-like. NCBI's taxonomy places the organism in Eukaryota, Viridiplantae, Streptophyta, Magnoliopsida, Fabales, Fabaceae. The record is from RefSeq and is a predicted model, not a curated record. The transcript is spliced from 3 exons. Gene Ontology annotation, molecular function: ADP binding. Gene Ontology annotation, biological process: defense response; signal transduction. The coding region runs from base 1 to 975 and encodes 324 amino acids.
AUGCGGUUUACAGAUACCCGUUUUGGUUUCACUGGUAAUCUGUACAGUGCUUUGAGUCAAAGGGGAAUCUUUACCUUCAUCAAUGAUGAAGCACUCAGAAAGGGAGAAGAGAUCACAGCGUCUCUUCGCAAGACAAUCCAAGAAUCCAGGAUAUCCAUCAUUGUUUUCUCCAAAAACUAUGCUUUCUCAACAUUUUGUUUGGACGAACUUCUCCAAAUCAUUGAGUGCCACACAAAACAGAACAUGUGGAUUUUGCCAGUGUUUUAUGACGUAGAGUCAUCACAAGUGCGACAUCAAACAGGGAGUUACCAAGAAGCAUUUUCAAAUCAUGGUGAAAGAUUCAAAGAUGACAUUCAGAAGCUUCAACAAUGGAGGCUGGCUUUGCGUCAUGCUGCCGAUUUGGCUGGUUUUCCUUUCAAAACUGGUGAAAAGUAUGAGUCUGAGAUACUGAAAAAGAUCACAGAAGAGAUCUCCACUAAGCUUAAUCGACCUCCCUUGCAUAUUGCUGAUUAUCCUGUUGGUUUGAAAGUUCGGAUGCAACAUAUACAAGAAUUCAUGGGUGGUGAGUUUGAUAAGAAAGUAACCAUGCUUGGGAUUCAUGGAAUGAGAGGAAUUGGAAAAUCAACUCUUUCACGUGCGAUGUACAACUUGAUGGCACAUCAAUUUGAAGCUUCGCACUUUCUUGCUAAUGUCAGGGAAAAAUCAUAUAAGGAUGGUCUGAUGCAUAUCCAAGAGACAAUGAUGUCUGAGUUAAUGGGGGAAAGAAAUAUCAAGUUAGGAGAUGUGCAUCGUGGAAUUCCAAUACUACAACACAGACUUUGUGGGAAAAAGGUCCUCCUUGUGCUUGAUGAUAUUAGCAAAAAAGAACAAUUGCAUACAACUGCUGGAGGACUUGAUUGGUUUGGCUCUGGUAGCAUCAUCAUCAUAACAACAAGGGAUAAGCAUUUGUUAGAUGUUCAUGGAGUUCAAAAAUAA